AAAACAAAACAAAAACCUCUCACUGGUGUAACUUUUUACUGAAGAACUGAUAAUUCCCUGUGUGGAUGUUUGACAUUCCUGUGACAGUAAUCUGAGUCCCAUCUAUUUCUGUCUCUGGUUGAGGGCUGAACUGCUCCGAGCGGUUGGACAGUCAUGGUUGUUCACAACAGACUGGAGCGGUGAACUGUUCAGUCAUUCUCCUCAUGGACCUGUGUGAGAUCAGAGGAGGACGACUGGACGUGAUCACAGAGGAGGCUGAGCACCAGGAGUUGUUAAGCCGCGGGUCGAGCACCAUGGAUCCCCACAGUGUGGCAUCAGACAGAGGAAGGAGGGCGACCCGGGACAUCUCCACCUUCCAGAGGUUCUCCGUCGACACCGACGACUCCCUUCGAUUCGAGCCCUGUGAGGACAGUCCUUCUCCCACUGGGGCGGAAGAUGGACUCGAUGAUGAUGAUGAUGUGUUUAAGGAGGGAGAAACCGAGACAAAGAUUGUCACGACCAGGAAUCAGUUGCAGGGGAAGGUUGCAGAGAUGGAGAACUUUGCAGGUCAUCUGGAGGAAAUCUUUCUCACUGUGGAGGAGAACUUUGGCCGUAAGGAGCAGCACUUGGAGCAGCACUACAAUGAUGUGCUGCUGACGUUGUCUCAGCGAUAUGACGAGCGGGCGGCUGGACUGGAGGAGGAGAAGAAGAGCAAACUGGAGGCUCUGUACAAUCAGCUGCUCGCUUGUGGUCGAGCGCUGGACGCCUCCAAGGAGCUCAUUGAGGCGGCCCAGGAGGUCCACCGCAGCCGGGACAAAAGGCUUUUUCUCAAGACGGUCAUGCCCACCAUGAAAAGAAUCGAGGAGUUUGCCAAAGACGAGGUUGACCUCACGUUGUCGACACGUCUCGAGUUCGACACGCCACUCGCCGAUCUGUCCCACGUGAAAACCAUGAUGGACUCCAUCAAUGUUGUUCCAGCUCCAUCCGCCCCAGUGAUCAACCCCCAGAUGCCCGGCUCCGCCACCCAGACGUCGCUGCGCGUCUGCUGGAGCCUGUUCUCCGACGACACGGUGGAGUACUACGAGCUGUACUACAGACCGGUGCUGGAGGACACACCGGCAGACAGCACCUGUGCACCACACGUGAGUAAAGUAAAAGUGAAGGAGACUCACUGCACUGUGACAGAUCUGCUGCCUGAUGCCCAGUACGAGCUCUGGGUGACGGCGACCAACACCACAGGCAUCAGCCCAGCCAGCGAGAAGGCCUUAUACAUGACAGUGCCGUCGCCUCCAGUGAUCAAGCAGAGGGAGUGUAGCAGCUGCCCGGAGGCGGCCAUGCUCCACUGGGAGUCAGGGAACACCAACCCUGUCGACUCCUACACCGUGGAGCUCAGUGAGAUGGGGGCUGACGGCACAGAGAGCGGCGUCACCGAGUCGAUAGUGGCUGUGCCCACCUGUCAGUGUCUGAUCCAGCUGCAGACAGGACACGGUUACCUCAUCUCUGUGCGAGCGGUCAACAUCGGCGGCCCCAGCGACAGGAGUGACGUCAUUACCGUCUCCACAACAGGUACAUUCUUCCGUCUCCUGGAAGACACUGCUCACCCCUGCCUGUCCCUCUCUGAGGACGGCUUCACUAUGUUCUAUGGAGACGAGGAGCUUCCCAUUGGUGCCAUGGGCUUAGAAGACAGAACCUUCACCAGAUGUGUGGCUGUGCUGGGAGAUCUGAUUCCAGUACGAGGGAGACACUACUGGGAGGUCGAGGUGGACGAUGGGACGGAGUUUAGGAUUGGAGUUGCAUACGAGGACACAGAUAGGAGCUCGUACCUCGGAGCCAACAACACGUCCUGGUGUAUGAGACACAUCGUCACUCCCUCCAGGCACAAAUAUGAGUUUCUGCACAACGGUUGGAGUCCUGACCUGAGGAUCACAGUGAACCCAGACAGGAUAGGGGUGGCGCUGGACUACGAGGCGGGGACUCUGUCCUUUUUCAACGUGGCCCUGGAACAACACCUACACACCUUCAACUGUCACUUCCAAACUUAUGUCCUGCCUUGUUUUAGCCUGGACAACCCAGGAGCUCUCACUGUCCACAACAGCAUCGAGGCUCCCCAGUACACAUUCAUCUGACACCAGCAAUCUUAUCUGGACUCCUGAUGAAAGAAAAGCCUGGAAGGAAGUGGAAUAACUCUGGUGUUAUAUACUUAAAAAAAUAGUUGUGACAUCCCCAAUAAAGAAAAGCAGUCAAUAAGUCA
Messenger RNA from Hippoglossus stenolepis (Pacific halibut), 2230 nucleotides. Its product is annotated as fibronectin type III and SPRY domain-containing protein 2. The transcript is spliced from 13 exons. NCBI's taxonomy places the organism in Eukaryota, Metazoa, Chordata, Actinopteri, Pleuronectiformes, Pleuronectidae. The record is from RefSeq and is a predicted model, not a curated record. Gene Ontology annotation, molecular function: protein binding. The coding region runs from base 204 to 2105 and encodes 633 amino acids.